ACAGCAACUAGUUCAUCAACGAGGAUCUCCCCCAGGAAGACGUGGCAAUGUUAUAAAUAUCCUAAACUAUAAAAGUUGCACCAUUUUUUCUUACGACCGUGUCCUAUUAUAGAUCUAGACUAGUUAGUGAAUCAGAAUCCCUACAAAAAUAAUACUGUGAGCUUAUUUAUUUGUAUUCAAUUGAAACGUUGCCGAAUAUUCAUUGUAAGCUUUAUAGUAUAAAAUAGACAAUAAUUCGAAAUAAAAAUUGUGUGUAACUUGUAACAAUAACAUUGAUUAUUUCAUUUGUAGUGUUGCUACUGACGCUGAAAUUUAGUGAGAAUUUCAAUUAAACCGAGACGUUACUGAAAAUGUGUGGUAUCUUUGCUUAUCUGAAUUACCAAGUGCCUGCCACCAGAAAGGAAAUCCUCCAGAAGCUCAUUAAUGGCUUGAAAAGACUCGAGUACAGAGGCUACGACUCUGCAGGUGUUGCAUUUGAAGGGUCCUCCUCUGACAGCGACAAGGGCUGUGAAAUUAAAAUUAUCAAACAAACUGGCAAAGUUGCCGCUCUUGAAAAACUUGUACAAGAAUCCAAAGAUGAGAUCAACUUUGAAAAAGAGUACAGCAUUCAUGUGGGUAUUGCUCACACCAGAUGGGCCACCCAUGGUGAGCCAAGCCCAACCAAUGCUCACCCUCACAGAUCUGAUCCCAACAAUGAAUUUGCCUUGAUACACAAUGGCAUCAUCACCAACUACAAGGAUAUUAAAUCUUUUUUGACACAGAAUGGUCACAUCUUUGAGACUGAAACAGACACAGAAGUCAUUGCCAAGCUGAUGAAGCAUUUGUAUGACACUCACAAAGAGCAGAAGAUCAAGUUCAGAGAACUGGUGGAGCUUACAGUGGCCCAACUGGAAGGGGCUUUUGCAUUGGCAGUAAUCAGUAAACAUUACCCAGGAGACAUUGUUACUACCAGAAGGGGCAGCCCACUCAUCAUAGGUGUGAAAAGCAAGAACAAGCUCAGCACAGAUCAUAUUCCAGUUUUAUUUAACAAAGGUUUCACAGACUUUAAAGAAGCUCUAAACUCAACUGAUACCAAUGACUAUCAUCGUGGAUUCUUAGGCAGUAGUCAAGGCCGUCGUGCUGAAGAGCAGACACAAUACCACACUACAGGGCCUCACAAAGAGAUUGAAUACUACUUCGCCUCAGAUGCCAGUGCUAUCAUAGAACAUACUGACCAAGUCAUAUUCUUGGAAGAGAAUGAUGUGGCUGAGGUACAUGAAGGAACACUCAACAUUCAUCAGGCCACUAGAUCCUUGGAUGAAAAAACUUUUAGGGAAAUUACAACUCUAAAGAUAGCCAUUGAACAAAUCAUGAAAGGAAACUUCAAAACUUUCAUGCAGAAAGAAAUCUUUGAGCAGCCUGAAUCUGUGGUGAACACAAUGAGAGGCAGAGUCAAUUUUGAGAAGGAGACUGUAGUGCUGGGAGGAAUCAAGGACUAUAUGAGUGAGAUCAGGCGCUGCAGACGUCUUUUGUUCAUAGCCUGUGGCACCAGUUAUCACAGUGCCAUCGCAACUCGUCAGCUCCUUGAAGAAUUGACAGAACUACCAGUCAUGGUAGAACUUGCAAGUGACUUCCUUGACAGAAGCACACCAAUAUUCAGAGAUGAUGUUUGUUUCUUCAUCAGUCAAUCUGGUGAAACUGCUGACACCCUGAAUGCACUUCACUACUGCAAACAGCGUGGUGCCCUUAUUGUAGGCAUUACCAAUGUAGUGGGCUCUAACAUUUCCAGAGAGUCUAACUGUGGUGUUCACCUCAAUGCUGGUCCAGAGAUUGGUGUGGCCAGUACUAAGGCUUACACAAGUCAGUUCAUUGCUCUAGUUUUGUUUGGUCUGAUGAUGAGUGAAGACAGAAUCUCUCUACAGAACAGAAGAAAAGAAAUCAUUAGAGGACUCAAAGAAAUACCUGAGCAGAUAAAGGAAGUUCUAACAAUGGAUGACAAAAUUCUGGACUUGGCCAAGGAACUUUAUGAAGAGAAGUCUCUGCUAGUCAUGGGCAGAGGAUAUAACUAUGCAACAUGUUUGGAAGGUGCUCUGAAAAUCAAGGAGUUGACCUACAUGCACUCUGAAGGCAUCAUGGCGGGGGAGUUGAAACAUGGCCCAUUAGCACUGGUUGAUGCAGCCAUGCCAGUGUUGAUGGUUUGCACCAGAGAUAAUGUUUUCUCUAAAUGUGAAAAUGCCUUACAGCAAGUUAAAGCAAGACAUGGUGUUCCAAUUAUAAUCUGUAACGCUGGGGAUGGAGAGUAUCUGACUGGUGAAUCAGAUAAAAUUGUGUGCAAUGGUGAUUCCACCCCAGCUAUCAAUGGUGUAGACAGAGAUGAGGACACACCCAAAACUACUGUUAAACCUUUAAAAAAAUCCAGAGCCCUGGAAGUGCCUAAGACAAUUGACUGCCUUCAGGGUAUUCUCACAGUCAUACCCAUGCAGCUCCUGUCCAUGCAUAUCGCAGAGUUGAGAAAGCUGGAUGUUGAUUGCCCAAGAAAUCUGGCCAAGUCAGUUACAGUUGAAUAAGUCACCUUUUGUUGUUCUUAUUUGUAAGUUAACUAUGUUGUAAGCAAGCCAAUGUGGGCCAAGUAACAAUAAGAUUUUCUUAUUAAGUACCGGUAGACCUAAUUGUUCAAAUAUUCAAGCUUGGUAAAUUUUUUUCUUGUGUAAAAAAAAAGUGGACAAAAUUGUUUUACAACUGUUUUAUAAUAGAUGGUUAUUAAUAUGUCCUGGAUUCUCAAUAAAUUGAUGGUAUAUUCUUGAUAAAUCUUUUGUAUACGGUACUGAUACCUGGGUACUAAAACACACAAAUUUUGCCCCAUAGCUGUACUUGUUAGAAUGUACACAUUCUCCCAAUACCAUGUAAAGGUAUUAUGAGGCUUUUAAAUAUGUACUGUAAACCUUUAUGAAAAAUAUUUUACAGAUACACUAAUUAGUCUGGUUACUUAAACCAUUUAUCUUACACUAGAAUAAACGGAAAAAGCUUUAGUUCCUAGCUUAUUGCCUAAGUUGAGAUGGUUUGUUGAUUUGAAGAUAAAUUGUAGCUAGGAAUGAAAUGUUCUUCCUGGUUGCUUAUAAAUAAAAAAAAAAAAAAAAACUCGUUGUACAUAAUUAUAUUUAUACAUAAAUAUAUAUAUAUUGUUACUACUGAGUUGUCAUGAUUUAUCAACAUUGUGUACAUAUUAAAUUAAAUGAUUGGUUUAUUUGUGCUUUCAUCUAAUACUGUACUUUUAUUUUAAUUAUGUGGGAAAAUAGUUUGUACUUAACAUUUUUUUUUUCAUAAUUCUUUUAAUAUUAGUAUAAAUAACUCAAAGCCUCCAUUACUCUAUUUAGAUUUUUUUUCUUUGGGAGGGGCAUGAUGCUUACAAUCAUGAAACAAUUUAAAAUAUCUCUUACAGAAUAUUUUUUAGUUGCAGAUUUGACAAUAUCACCAAAUGUGUAUUGUACACAACAUUCCUUUGUAAUCUCCAAGAUUUUGACUUUUUAAAAAAAAUGUUUUUGUCGAAACUCAUUGUACCUUGAAAUGAUCUGAGAUUUUUUUUUAAAAACUUUUUAUCUGAUUAUUAAAAAAUUAGCUUUGUCCUUUACCACAAGCCAUUAUUCAGAACUGCUGCUGACAUUGUUAAGUGAUUGUGCCAUGACAUAGACCCAGAGAUAUCUGUGAUAAUAACAAUCAUUAUUUAACAAUCUCUGAGAGACCAUUCAAAAUGCUGGUGCAAUCAUCUCAUUUUAAAUAAUGUUCACAUUAUCAAUGAAUUAGUAUUCAAUUUGUUAAUUCAAAUUAAUUGAAUGUUUAUAUUAUACUUUGUUGACAUCAUGUAUAAAUUUAUUACAAGAUAUAAAAAAUCAGUUAAUGCUUAAUUUUAAUCACUUGUAUUUCUAUUUUAAAGUGAUAUGUUGUCCUUAAAAGCUUUUGUUAAAGUUCUUUUAAUUUUUUUUUUUAAAGGUAUUAGGUUGGGAUUUUUUAAUUAUGUAACUUAGAAAACACCAUAUGCUCAACUAGUGUGUACUUUUAAAAUCUGGUGCAUGCAAGUACACUGGGGACAUCAAGCUUUAUAGGUAAACUAUUAGACAAUAAAUAUUUAUAAAAUAUUUA
Biomphalaria glabrata is the source of this 4116-nucleotide messenger RNA. RefSeq names its product glutamine--fructose-6-phosphate aminotransferase [isomerizing] 2-like. Lineage: Eukaryota; Metazoa; Mollusca; Gastropoda; Planorbidae. The record is from RefSeq and is a predicted model, not a curated record. Gene Ontology annotation, molecular function: carbohydrate derivative binding; L-glutamine:D-fructose-6-phosphate transaminase (isomerizing) activity. The transcript has 21 exons. Gene Ontology annotation, biological process: UDP-N-acetylglucosamine metabolic process; fructose 6-phosphate metabolic process; carbohydrate derivative biosynthetic process. Bases 351 to 2546 code for a protein of 731 amino acids.